CUAUCUUUUUGUAAAAAUAGCAAAUAUUUGCUUUUUGUUGUUAUUAAAUGUCCAUCUAACCCAAGUUGUGCCUAGCGGAAGGGAAGAAAAUGGCAACGCAAGUUGUCUACGUUUUCAGUUUUCUUGGCCUUAUUUUGCUGACUUUUAUGCCUUGCAGCAAUUCAUUGUUUUUCUCAGAAUUACUUGGAAUAAAAAGUAUUGCAACAGAAAGACACAAUGAAACGACGAAAGAGUCAACAUCUUUGACUACCAAACAAAACGUUAACGUAACGUCUGAUGAUAUUGAUUCAGUAGGAAAUGUUAACGAAACAGUUAUACUGGAAAGUUAUUCAAAUAAAACAAAUACUAGUGUAGAGACAAUAGCAGAAAACCUUGAAGAAACUGGAUUACCAAUAUCGCCAGAAGAAGAACGCAAAGCAGAAGAAAAGAUGCACCUCGAAUUUAUUAAGAGACAGUUAAUGGCAAAACUGCGACUUUCCUCCCCUCCUAUAGCUAAUGGCCAGGCCCCAGUCCUGCCGCUAGUAGAGCUAGGGAGGGGGUAUCUACAAACUCAACACGACCAGGGGAAAAACAAGUACAAGGCCCAUCACUUUUACGCCAAAACCUUGCAACUCUACGUCAUGGGCAAAGACGAAACAGAACACUGCAGUUAUCGUAAAUCCGCGGGCUGCUACUAUUUUGACGUGAACGGAAAAGUAUCCGCCAACGAUGUUGUUGAUGCAGAACUUUGGAUAUAUAAACUUUUCUAUCACAGAGACCCUUUUAUACAAACAUUUGUUGUCUCAGAACUUGGUAGAUCUAACAGAGCGGAGAGAAAGGUUCGUCCGCGUAAUAUUAUAAAACGGUUUGAGACCAAAAUCAAACACGGGUGGCUGAAAAUUGAUGUCACAGAAACCGUUGUUCGAUGGUUGCAAAAACCUAGAAGAAAUGAUGGCAUUUCUAUAUUGUGUAAAGGAUGUCAACGGAAGAACCACAAGACAAUAUUCAGUUCUAAAUAUGACUCCAUGCCAUUUUUGGCCAUAAAGACCAGAAAAGGCACCCGAGAGCGACGCGUAAGGCGCUCGGCGCCUGUGCAAUGUUCGAUUGGAUAUGACGGUUGCUGUCUGAUGCCCAUGGAGAUCAAUUUUGACGUUAUCGGAUGGACUGGAAUUGUGGCCCCCAAAAAGUUACACUAUGCUUACUGCAGAGGCUCGUGUAAUGAUGAAAUAGAUGCUCACAGUGAACACAGUCGAAUGAUACAAAGUUACAGGCACUCUGACGUCGCUACACCAAAAGAAAGGCGGGAAAUGACGCCAUGUUGUUCCCCAAUUUCGUUUUCUUCCCAGUCUAUGCUAAUAACAGUCAAUUCAACUGUGAUUCAUCAUAAUGUUCCAAACAUUAUACCUACAGCGUGUGGGUGUUUGUGAAAACGAAAAUUGCUGGGAAUUUUUAAUUACAUAGCAAAAACAAUAUAGGGCAGUGUUUGAGCAACUAUCAAUGCAAUUAACUUAUAUAAUUAAAGAGAUUUCCUGAA
Molecule: messenger RNA, 1513 nt
Organism: Saccostrea echinata
Lineage: Eukaryota; Metazoa; Mollusca; Bivalvia; Ostreida; Ostreidae
Product: growth/differentiation factor 8-like
Exons: 3
Coding region: 90-1406 (438 amino acids)
Biological process (GO): SMAD protein signal transduction
Cellular component (GO): extracellular region
Molecular function (GO): cytokine activity; growth factor activity
Source: RefSeq, a predicted model, not a curated record